CUGUUUCAGCUAAGUGACGAUCCAGUGCCGAACGUGAGAUUCAAUGUAGCAAAAACUCUUCUCCGUAUCGGACGCGUUAUUGACCAAGGGGUGGUAAACAGUCAGAUCAAGCCGUUACUGGUGAAGAUGUGUAACGAUAGCGAAUUCGAUGUCCGAUAUUUCGCGGAUGAGACGAGAAUGGGUUUGUUUGCUUUUUUUUUGUUGUUCUGUAAAAUACAGCGUUAG
Gongylonema pulchrum is the source of this 225-nucleotide messenger RNA. Lineage: Eukaryota; Metazoa; Nematoda; Chromadorea; Rhabditida; Gongylonematidae. The record is from the annotation of a GenBank genome assembly.